AUGUUCCUUUUCCCCAGGGAAAUCUGCUUCCUUCACUCAUCAUUGCCAUCCUUCAACCAGAACAUUUUCCACUCUGCAGUCUUCUUCCUUACUGGCAUCCCUGGUUUUGAAACUUACCAUGCCUGGAUCUCCAUCCUAUUCUGUUGUCUCUUUGCCAUUGCCAUCUCAGGGAAUGGCAUGGUCUUGUUUGUCAUCAUCACUGAGUCGAGCCUCCAUGAACCCAUGUACUAUUUCCUCUCCAUGCUGUCCUUCACGGACCUAGGGCUGUGCCUUUCCACGUUGGUCACUAUGGUGGGUAUUUUCUGGUUCAAUGCUCGAGAAAUCAGCUUUGAUGUCAGCAAUGGCCAUAUGUUCUUUAUCCAUGGUUUCACAUUAAUGGAGUCCUUGUUACUCCUGGCAAUGGUCUUUGACCGUUACACUGCCAUCUGUAACCCACUGAGAUAUGCCACAAUCUUAACCAAUUCAAGAAUCAUCAGAGUGGGCUUUGCAAUUGUUAUUAGGGUGACAACGGUUGUAGUGCCUUUACUCCUGCUCCUUAAGCGUCUGUCCUUUUGUGGAAGUCAUGUUUACCAUCCAUAUUGUUUCCACACUGAUGUGAUGAAGCUUUCAUGCACAGACACUGAGAUCAACAGUGCAUUUGGUCUGGCCAUUGUCAUCUCUACUGGUACCUUGGACUCUGUCUUGAUCCUUCUCUCCUAUGUCCUGAUCAUCCAUUCCGUGCCCAGCAUUGCCUCCCCAGAGGAGUGGAAAAAGGCCUUUGGUACCUGUGUUUCACACAUAAGUGCUGUUGCCAUCUUCUACAUCCCCAUGAUGAGCUUGUCACUGGUGCCUAGGUUUGGGAAGCAUGCCCCUCCCCUUCUGCAUACUCUCAUUGCCAAUAUUUAUCUGCUCAUCCCUCCUGUAAUGAAUCCCAUAAUCUACAGUGUGAAGACAAUGCAAAUUUGCAAGGCCAUGCUCAAACUAUUUCUUUCUAAGCUAAUUUAG
Molecule: messenger RNA, 984 nt
Organism: Eubalaena glacialis (North Atlantic right whale)
Lineage: Eukaryota; Metazoa; Chordata; Mammalia; Artiodactyla; Balaenidae
Product: olfactory receptor 51F1-like
Biological process (GO): G protein-coupled receptor signaling pathway
Cellular component (GO): membrane
Molecular function (GO): G protein-coupled receptor activity; olfactory receptor activity
Source: RefSeq, a predicted model, not a curated record